Molecule: messenger RNA, 487 nt
Organism: Ciona intestinalis (vase tunicate)
Lineage: Eukaryota; Metazoa; Chordata; Ascidiacea; Phlebobranchia; Cionidae
Source: RefSeq, a predicted model, not a curated record
UGCUGUGAGUGCAUAAUGCAAAAAAGGCAGUCCCUUAUAAAAAGCGGUGGGAAAUUACAAAUUGCAGAUCAUUCUGAACAACCAAUGAUGAGUAUCAAAACAGUGUUCGUAAUUGCAGUCAUACUCGGCUUCGCCACCCUCCCUUCAGAGGCAAGAUUCCGUGGGCUCGUCCGUGCUGGAGGCAAACUGAUCAAGGAAGUCCUUCCAGACAUUAUUCAACCAAUUGUUGAUUCUACCAAAAACAAGUGGGCGCCAUGGACCAAAUGGAAUGAACAAGAGCGUAUGGCUUUGGCGGAUGAAAUCGACGCUGAGUUGAUGGACUUGUUGGACCAAGAGUAAAGCCUUCGUGUGCUGAAUCGCGGAUACUUUUGCAUUUAACAUUACGAGAAUACACCUCACGUUUUCUCGCUUAAUUACGAAUGCAUUACGAUCUUUUCAUUUUGUUUUGGUGAAUACCGAAACUAAAUAAACAUGUAAUCAAAAUUUG